AUGGUUACUGUGUCCCAGAGCCCAGAUUACAGGGUACCAGGAAAGGACCUCACGUCCUCUGAAGAGAAGGCCAUCACUCAGUCCUGCGCUCAGUUUGACGCCUACAGAUACGUGAACGUCCUCCACUCUCCCACCUCCAGCUACGAGAUUCUCGACUUCCUGGGCGAGGGCACCUUCGGGGACGUCGUCAAGUGUUUGAAGACGGCCACCAGGGAGGAGGUCGCCGUGAAGAUAUUCAAGCACAUCGACGCCCCGGACAAGUUUGAGAAAGAGGUCAGCACGCUGCAAACGUUGAUGGCUUUCGACACGGACCAGGUCAACUUGAUUCAGUGCAAAAGCAUCUUCGUGGACAGAGUCUACAUGUGUCUGGAGUUUGAGAUGUUGGACAUCAAUCUUUGGGACUUCAUGAACACCAGACCCACUAAAUGCCUGCUUGUCAAAGAGAUCCGCCCCAUCCUGCAUCAGCUGGCCAUCGGCCUGCAUUUUCUGAACAGUAUUGGACUUAUCCACGCAGACCUGAAGCCCAACAACAUCAUGAUGGUAGACCACGUCAACCAGCCAUACAAAGUUAAAAUCAUUGACUUUGGCUUGGCUCAACAUGUCUCAGAGACAAACCAGGGAAGACACUUCCAGAACCGCCGCUACAGGGCUCCAGAGAUCAUCCUGGGUUUGCCCUACGCAGAGGCUAUUGAUGUGUGGUCUCUGGGUUGCAUCAUUGCUGAGCUGUUCCUGGGCUCACCACUUUUCUACAGCACUUGUGAAUACGACAUGUUGAGAAAAAUAGAGCACAUCCUUGGUCUUUUGCCUCAAAGACUUCUGAACAUUGGACUGAAAACCAUUUACUUUUACAAGAAGGAGAGGGUCUUUCACACCUUUCAUUGGAGACUAAAGAGGCCAAACGAAUACGGAUACGUCGCCUGCACUGACAGUUUUAUCAACUCUGUGGAUGACCUUUGCGAGGUUCGACAGGUUGUUCAUCUGUCAAAUGAAGAUACCACGGCAGAAGUCCAAGACCAAAAGAGCUUUGUGGAUUUGUUGAAGCAGCUUCUGCAGCCUGAUGCCGGCCAGCGACUAAUCCCCAGUCAGAUUCUCAAGCAUCCCUUCAUCACCAUGGCUGACAUCGCAGUCAGCCACGCAAAGAGUUUCUACGUAAAACUGAGCUGUGAGAUGAUGGAGGUCUGUCAGAAUCAGAAAAUCAGCUCUGAGGUUCAGGCCCGCCCGUCAACAGCGUCGGACCCUAAGGCGUCGUUGCCUGCUUGGCAAAGCCACAGAGAACAUCCUGACAUCUUGGGGAUCUCGUCUCGCAUUACGGGGGGCCUCAAUCUCGAAGACCUUUCCUCAGAUACGCAGAUGGCGGUCUCUCAUCAGCCUGGUUGUAUCAGCCUUCACCAGUCUACACCCAAUGAAAGCAGGCAGCACGUGGCAGAAGAACCACAAAUAGAGGGCGAGGAUCCUGUCCAGGGUCAAAGAGACGUCUCCUCACAGAUGGCAGUCAGGAUGUCCAAAGCCAAAUCUACAAGCCCAGACAGCAUCCAGUCAAGAAUUCCUGACAAAGACUUACAAGACGGGAAGACCGGGCAGACCAUCCCCAAUGGGGACCAGACACUCAAUGUUGAAGUUGAGGACCCUCACGUGACAACCAGCCUCGCCAAAGCCUUGGCGCAAAGUAGCAGCAAUUGUGCCAACAACAAAAGAGAGAAAGAGAAAGAAAAUAAACCACAAGGACCACAAGACCACAAAAGGAAAAGAAUAAAGCCCACUUUUAGACCUAUUUUCUCUUCCCAAGAAUCCCCGAAGAAAAAGAGAAGAAAAUUGAACCCUGAAUGACGUCCGGAGACAAAGUAGUAGUACGGCUACUUACCUCGGAGACAAGGCAAAGAACCUGGGCAACUUCGGAAGCUAGAGGUUCUAGUGUAAGUCCUGAAUGUGAUUUGUGAAACUGAAGAAAAGGAAGAUGAGCGUUAAAGACGCCCUAACUCAAAGUACUUCAAGGAGGAGAAUGAAAUCUGCACGGACAACAAAGGCAACCUCCAGCAAGACCAGGCGUCAACUGAGAGAAAAAGACCUUGGUCUCCAUGGAAACGACACAACCUGUCCGGACAAUGACGGCACCAAAGACAGCAAAGGAAGAGGAGUCAAGAUCAGAUACUGUCAAUAAACAAGAUGUCCGGUGGGCAGAAUGACUUUACCAUGUAGUACCACCAAGUACCAGCAGAUGUCGACAAAUGACCACAAAAUACAUGUUCCGUAUUUACUUUUGUAAAGUUUAGCAGUAAGUUUUAAGUGUAGAGCUCCUUAUCUUAACUGAAUUGUCUUAAAAUGAGACUGAUCAAUUAACUUUAGGACUUUGGGUCCAGACACAGAAUAAACAUGUUCUGUGUGGAAUAUGUGGGCCUGUGUGGUGGCGGCAGACAUCAGCAGCAGACAUCUGUUGGAGGCCAAAAUGAGAGGAAACAAAGUGCCGACUCUGCAUCUCUGAAUGCCACAGUUCAGCCAAUGG
Nerophis lumbriciformis (worm pipefish) is the source of this 2500-nucleotide messenger RNA. RefSeq names its product homeodomain-interacting protein kinase 3-like. Gene Ontology annotation, cellular component: cytoplasm; nucleus. NCBI's taxonomy places the organism in Eukaryota, Metazoa, Chordata, Actinopteri, Syngnathiformes, Syngnathidae. The record is from RefSeq and is a predicted model, not a curated record. Gene Ontology annotation, molecular function: protein tyrosine kinase activity; ATP binding; protein serine/threonine kinase activity. Gene Ontology annotation, biological process: peptidyl-serine phosphorylation; peptidyl-threonine phosphorylation.